AUGGGCCUGAUUCCGACCCUAGUAAAGAGGCCGCCGAAGUACUUACUGGGCUGCAUUUUAUGCUCCUUGAAUGGCCUUCUCUUCGGUAUGGACACCGGCAUCAUCGGUCCUGUUACCGAUAUGACAGACUUCAAGACGCAAUUCGGAGGAAGUCAAAAUUCUACGAUCCAUGGUCUCAUUGUCUCAUGCAUCUUGAUCCCCGCGGCGAUCUCAUCCUUCUUUGCUGGCUAUCUUGCCGAUCGUGUCGGUCGGCCGAAGGGCAUCUGUAUCGGCACUUUUAUUUUCGGUGUCGGAGCCGCUAUCGAAGCGGGUGCUGUGCACCUGGCUAUGUUUAUCGUGGGCCGCAUUGUUGAAGGUGUUGGUGAAGGCCUGUUUCUUGGCAAUUUGGUCGUGCUGAUUUGCGAAAUUUCACCUAUCAAGACGAGAGGUGCCCUUACAACUGGUCCUCAGCUGGCAUGUACCCUCGGCUUAGUGGUAGGGUAUUUCGUCUGUUACGGGUCAUCGGAUAUUCAGUCCUCACUCUCGUGGCGCGUGCCCUGGAUUGUUCUUUCUGCCUUGGCCAUGAUCAUAUGCGGAGUCUCCCUGCUGCUUUUGCCGGAGUCACCUCAAUGGCUUGGCCUUCAGGGUCGUUAUGAAGAGGCAGAAGAGGCGUGGGAAAAGUUAGGGGUCAAUCUUGGGGAUCGUGAAAAGAUUGCGGUCCAAGUUCAGGUGCAGGAGAUUGAUCCUGUAACUGAGAAGGAGACACUCGGAACGACUAGCAAACUUCUGGAGGUAUUUUCCAAAGAAGUUCGAGGCCGGACUGCACUUGGUGUCUUCCUGAUGGGCAUGCAGCAAUUGAGUGGUAUUGAUGGAGUCCUUUACUACGCCCCAGAACUCUUCCAAAAAGCCGGUCUGGCUUCUUCAGAAGCAAGCUUCCUAGCUUCUGGUAUAUCGGCCAUCGUGAUAUUUGCCGUGACAAUCCCUGGCUUACUUUAUGCCGAUGCGUGGGGUCGUAGAAGCAGCAUUCUCAUCGGCGGCGUGGGCAUGGCGAUUUUAAUGUUUUUGAUGGGCGGCUUGUACGCCGGAGAUGCCGUUCAUAAGCACGGCGGCGCUGGUCGCUGGAUCGUGAUUGUCUCCAUUUAUUUGUUUGCGGCUCUAUACUCCGCUACUUGGGGUGUCACUGUCAAAGUCUACAGCGCUGAGAUCCAGCCUCAGCGUACAAGAGCAUCAGCCACCACGCUCUCGCAUUCGAGUAACUGGGUUUGCAACUUUACAGUGGCUUUGAUCACACCCAUUCUACUUUCGAAGAGCAGCUGGGGAGCAUACAUCUUAUUCGGUGGAUGUUGUGUUAUUACUGUUCUUGUCAGCUUUUUCUUCAUGCAUGAAACGCAAGGAAGAACCUUUAUGCAGAUCGAGGAGGCUUUCAAGGGCAAGUCAGCCAAAAAGAACGGUUUAUGGGAACGCGAUAUCAACGAAGCAUAA
Penicillium longicatenatum is the source of this 1461-nucleotide messenger RNA. RefSeq names its product putative MFS sugar transporter. The record is from RefSeq and is a predicted model, not a curated record. Gene Ontology annotation, biological process: carbohydrate transport; transmembrane transport. Gene Ontology annotation, cellular component: membrane. Gene Ontology annotation, molecular function: carbohydrate:proton symporter activity. The transcript has 2 exons. Bases 1 to 1461 code for a protein of 486 amino acids. Lineage: Eukaryota; Fungi; Ascomycota; Eurotiomycetes; Eurotiales; Aspergillaceae.